ACCAAAACACAACCCAGUUUCUUCAAUUUCACUGCUACUGCUGAUGGUGUACGACUAGCCAACUUCUCUCCUAUCAUUUGUUCUUAUUACAAGUUAAAAAUUAUCAAAACGCAUCCAUUACAUUUCUUCAAAAUCCACUCAAUUUACAUUAAUUCUCUCAAACUUUGUCCAAAUCUCUAAAUUACGACGCCCAUUAGUGCAUGGAAGCUCCACUGGUCCAAAUUUAGGGCUUAAUUCAUUGGAGAUCCUUUUGAUCGAUGGCUUCCUGGCUCAAAGCCGCAGAAGAUUUGUUUGAAGUUGUAGAUCGACGGGCAAAGUUGGUUGUUAGUGAAUUGGCAGAUGAGCAUUCUGAUUUUCAAGCAUCAGCUUCUAAUGGCCAAGGAUCUCAAUCCAAGAGGACAGAGACCAAGACGAAGGCUAAAAAGAGGCGCUCUGCAAACCAAUCCAACAAAACAACUGAUGCUGCAGGGGACUUGACUAGUAAACAAAUUUCACAAUCAGGUGUGGCAUCUGAUAAAGAUAGAGAGAUUCUUUCAGUUGAAAAUGAUGCUACCCCCUCUAGCAAGUCCAUUCCCCAAACAAUCACUGACCAGCAAACUGACAAGGAUGCAUCCAGCAUUAUAUCAUCUGACAGAUUAGCAAGUGAAGUUGUUCAAAAUGAUUCUGAUCGUGCAGAAGUUACUGUAACUCCUGCUGCUGCAGAUGCUGCCACUUCAGCUUCAAAUGGUGAGCUUCUCAAUGAGAAGGUUUCUGAUGUUCCUAUGCCUAUGGAACAUCCUCCCUCCCUGUCACCUGCUAAAGAAAUAGAGGUUCUCAAUGAGGACCAUCAACACCAUCCAGUUGAUGCCGGCCAAGAUGUCAAAUUAAGGGAUGCUGACGUUCCUUCAAAGAUUGACCAAGAGAGAUCUCCAUCAGAAAUUACUGAUCCUCCUAUUAAUGGUGAAACUCUAGUAAAAGAUGGUGAUGUUAAGACAGAACCUCCUGUAAAUCAACAGAACCAACCACAGCUUAAAGCUGAUACUUCACCGAGGAAAAUACAGGACCAACUUGAGGAGGCUCAGGGACUGCUUAAGACUGCAAUUUCUACUGGUCAGUCAAAAGAGGCCCGGUUAGCACGGGUUUGUGCUGGACUUUCAAACCGCCUUCAGGAAUACAAAUCUGAAAAUGCACAGCUGGAGGAACUUCUCAUUGCAGAGAGAGAGCUGAGUAAAUCGUAUGAGGCUCGCAUAAAGCAGCUACAACAAGAUUUGUCUAUAUCCAAGAGUGAAGUGACAAGAGUGGAAUCAAAUAUGGCUGAUGCUUUGGCUGCAAAAAAUUCAGAAAUUGAGGCCCUCGUCAAUUCUAUGGAUGCACUCAAAAAACAGGCUGCUUUAUCUGAAGGAAAUCUUGCUUCAUUGCAGGCCAACAUGGAAUCUAUUAUGAGAAACAGAGAACUGACGGAGACAAGGAUGAUGCAGGCACUUAGGGAGGAGUUGGCCUCUGCAGAGCGAAGAGCAGAAGAAGAACGUACAUCACAUAAUGCCACCAAAAUGGCAGCUAUGGAAAGAGAAGUGGAAUUGGAACAUAGAGCUGUUGAGGCAUCCACAGCCCUUGCUAGGACCCAGAGAAUUGCAGAUGAGAGAACAGCAAAGGCAGCAGAACUUGAGCAGAAAGUGGCACUUCUUGAGGUUGAAUGUGCAUCAUUAAACCAAGAGCUGCAAGAUAUGGAAGCUCGUGCUCGUCGUGGACAGAAGAAGUCUCCUGAAGAGGCAAAUCAAGUGAUUCAGAUGCAGGCAUGGCAGGAAGAAGCAGAGCGCGCACGUCAAGGUCAGAGAGAUGCUGAGAGCAAGCUUUCUUCCAUGGAGGCUGAAGUGCAAAAAAUGAGGGUGGAAAUGGCUGCUAUGAAGAGAGAUGCUGAGCACUAUUCACGUCAGGAGCACAUGGAAUUGGAGAAGCGCUACCGUGAACUAACUGAUCUAUUGUACUACAAGCAAACACAGUUAGAAGCCAUGGCCAGUGAAAAAGCUGCAGCAGAGUUUCAGUUGGAGAAGGAGCUGAAGCGUCUACAAGAAGCACAGGUUGAGGCAGAAAGAAGUAGAGUUCCCCGUCGCACAUCUUCGUCUUGGGAGGAGGAUGCCGAAAUGAAGGCACUUGAGCCUCUUCCCUUGCAUCACCGACAUAUGGCAGCAGCAACCAUCCAGUUGCAGAAGGCAGCAAAGCUAUUGGAUUCAGGGGCUGCCAGAGCCACAAGAUUUUUGUGGCGGUAUCCUACAGCUCGACUUAUCUUGCUUUUCUAUCUGGUAUUUGUACACCUCUUCUUGAUGUAUUUAUUGCAUCGCCUUCAGGAACAAGCUGAUAAUUUUUCUGCGAGAGAAGUUGCAGAGUCUAUGGGUCUCUCCAAUCAAAUUUUACAAUGAUUGUGGAAGCAGCUCUGAAGAGAUGUCUAUGUUCUAAGAGCAAAUUAUGGCUUGUGAAUAUCCAGCUAGUCAAAUGAUAAUACCCCAAAGAAAUGAAAACUGUUACUCAUAGCCUCUUAUACGUAUCAUUUAAGGAGAAAUGGUUGAUCCCAGAGAAGCCACUUGAGGAUGGAAGUCAAGACACAAGUUGAAAUGUGCUUACAAAUACUCUUUUAUUUCCAUAGUCAAUUUGGCUUGCCUUUUGUUUUGGUUUUACUAGAAUGAUGAUUCAUAAAUGGGAUUGGGAGUCACCACAUUGUAGAUUCAGCAUCUUUUCAUGAAUAACAUAUUCUUUUAUUUGUAAUGGGGACGUGAAAGAUGCUACGAAAUGAUUUUUCGACCAGUUUGCUUA
Molecule: messenger RNA, 2787 nt
Organism: Jatropha curcas
Lineage: Eukaryota; Viridiplantae; Streptophyta; Magnoliopsida; Malpighiales; Euphorbiaceae
Product: golgin Putative 1
Biological process (GO): Golgi organization; retrograde transport, vesicle recycling within Golgi
Cellular component (GO): Golgi cisterna; Golgi membrane
Source: RefSeq, a predicted model, not a curated record